AACAAAACAUAAAGUCAAAAUUUUUGUAUUUUUACACGAUUACUAAUAUUUUAACACACAUCGAACACUUAAAGAAUAAGGUAAAGAAGAAUGGCGGGCAACAAAGCUGUUACGUUGGGAACAGCCGAUUUUGAAGUUUUCGGCAAAGUGCAAGGCGUUUACUUCAGGAAACAUACGCAGAAGAAAGCUCUUGAGUUAGGACUAAAAGGUUGGGUAAUGAACACCGCCCAAGGAACCGUGGUCGGGCAACUCCAAGGACCGCCAAAAGCACUACAAGAUAUGAAGGUCUGGUUGCAACAGGUUGGUAGUCCGAAGUCCAGAAUUGAGAAAACUACAUUCAAAAACGAAAGUCCCAUCAACAAUGUUGCCUUUAAAUCCUUUGAAAUACGUCGCUAGCGUGCAUAAUAAUUUUGAUAAUA
Cydia amplana is the source of this 419-nucleotide messenger RNA. RefSeq names its product acylphosphatase-2-like. NCBI's taxonomy places the organism in Eukaryota, Metazoa, Arthropoda, Insecta, Lepidoptera, Tortricidae. Gene Ontology annotation, molecular function: acylphosphatase activity. The record is from RefSeq and is a predicted model, not a curated record. The transcript has a single exon. The coding region runs from base 91 to 396 and encodes 101 amino acids.